This is a messenger RNA of Hevea brasiliensis (rubber tree), 1983 nucleotides long. Its product is annotated as aspartyl protease family protein 1. The record is from RefSeq and is a predicted model, not a curated record. Gene Ontology annotation, biological process: proteolysis. Lineage: Eukaryota; Viridiplantae; Streptophyta; Magnoliopsida; Malpighiales; Euphorbiaceae. Gene Ontology annotation, molecular function: aspartic-type endopeptidase activity. The transcript is spliced from 10 exons. The coding region runs from base 200 to 1750 and encodes 516 amino acids.
GUGUUCACAGAAACAACACAGACGCAUACAUUAAGUGAAAGCCAAAAACUUUUACAGACUCCGACCGAACCUUACACCUCUCUCUUAAAACGACACCCCUUUCUCCCGUCGAGAGAGGUCUCCUUCUUCUCCUCCUCUUUCUUCCUUCUCUCUGAAUCUCUCAAGCUCAAAUCUUCCAUUUAUUUUCUUUCCAAUUCUAAUGUCUUCUUCGAGUUCUUGUUGUUACAAUUCUUUGCUUUUCUUGUUACUGUUAAUGUUAACGAGGAGUUGUAACGGGUUUGGCACAUUCGGCUUCGAUAUUCACCACCGGUAUUCGGAUCCGGUCAAGGGGAUUUUAGCCCUUGAUGACUUGCCAGACAAGGGUAGUCUCCAGUAUUAUGCUACUAUGGCUCACCGUGACCAAUUAAUCCAUGGCCGUCGACUUGCUACUGCUGAUAAUUCGACGCCGCUCACUUUCUUUGAUGGGAACGAAACUUAUCGGUUCAGUUCUCUGGGAUUUUUACAUUACGCUUUUGUUUUAGUUGGGACACCGAGUUUAUCAUUUCUUGUAGCACUAGACACUGGCAGUGAUCUCUUCUGGUUACCAUGUGAUUGUACAAGUUGCGUCCGUGGCUUGCAAACCUCAUCUGGAAAGGAAAUACAGCUUAAUAUCUACAGCACUAAUAACUCAUCAACAAGCGAAAAAGUCCCCUGCAACAGCUCCUUGUGUUCACAACAAAAGCAAUGCUCCUCCUCUCAAAGUGUUUGUCCUUAUCAAGUUUUAUAUCUUUCUGAAAACACUUCAUCAAGUGGGUACUUGGUAGAGGAUUUUUUGCAUUUAACUACUGAUGACACUCAAAGGACAGCUCAUAAUGCAACAAUCACAUUUGGUUGUGGUCAAAGGCAAACUGGUUCAUUUUUGGAUGGUGCGGCUCCCAAUGGCUUAUUUGGGCUUGGUAUGAGUAAUGAAUCUGUUCCUAGUACUUUAGCGAGAGAAGGGUUAACUUCCAAUUCCUUUUCCAUGUGUUUUGGACUUGAUGGAGUUGGGAGAAUCAGUUUUGGAGAUACAGGAAGUUCAGACCAAGGAGAAACACCUUUCAAUCUGAGGCAGUCACAUCCAACUUACAACAUCAGCAUCAGUAAAAUACAUGUGGGCGGGAACGAUUCUAAUCUUGAGUUCACUGCAAUUUUCGACACUGGUACCUCAUUUACAUAUCUAAAUGAUCCUGCCUAUUCUUUUAUAUCUGAGAGUUUCAAUAACCAGGCAAAAGACAAACGCUAUUUAUCUGAUCCUGGUUUACCUUUUGAAUAUUGUUAUGAGAUGAGCUCAAUUCAAGCUGUUCCGGAGCUGCCAAUUCUAAAUCUGGUUAUGAAAGGUGGAAGCCAAUUUAAUGUCACUGACCCCCUAGUAAUAGUUGGUCUUCCGGGCAAUACAAAUAUAUAUUGUCUGGGUAUUGUGAAAAGUGGAAAUGUGAAUAUCAUUGGACAAAAUUUCAUGACGGGUUAUCGCAUAGUUUUUGAUCGUGAAAGGAAUGUAUUGGGUUGGAAGCCAUCAAACUGUUAUGAUCUUUUAGACACCAACAUCCUACCUGUCAACCCAAUAACUCCUGGAGGGUCACCAUCUACAACAGUGAAUCCAGAAGCCACCGCAGGGAAUAGCAACAAUCCUAAUGUAUUUGGGGAGCCAUCAUCUUCAGGGAAUGGUUCACCUCAGUUGAACUCUUUCACUUUUGCCUUCAUUACAGUUCUUAUUUCAUUCUUUACCGUUUGAUUAUUUCUUAGUUAUGUUAGGUUCCUUAGGAAUUUCCAUAUCCUUGUAUUAUAUACACAGUACACAGACAGACAUUUCUUUCGAGUACAGUUACACAGAAAAUCGGAAAGCAUUAUUGGCUUUCUAUUGAAUUUUUGGUCUUAGCAUAUCUGAUUUCAUCCUGUGGCUGUAAAUAUCUUUAAACCAUACGAGUAGUUAUAAAUGAUAUAGUAGUGUUUCAUUUUGGUAUCGAA